Molecule: messenger RNA, 300 nt
Organism: Durusdinium trenchii
Lineage: Eukaryota; Dinophyceae; Suessiales; Symbiodiniaceae
Source: the annotation of a GenBank genome assembly
AUGCCGUUCUUCAAGAACGACCUCACUGCUGGCAGCACGAAAGGUACCAACCACAUCCCGGGCUACCAGGGUAGUGUUCCCACUUACCCUGGCUUUAGCGAGAGCCACCUUCGCGCCGCGGGCGGCACUCAGCCGAGAUCGGUGGACAAGACCAAUAUCAUCCACAUCUUUCACCGGGAGUUGGUGGGCUAUGCGGGCCACGUGCCGGAAGCUGCUUGCAACGACCUGGGCGGGCGCCAGCCCACGGAUCUCACCACCUUUGGCCACGACUUCAAGCCUCACACGGGCGCGCUGGGCUAA